AUGUCGUCUCUUCUGCCCCAAAGCGCGGGCUACGCGACCAUUUUGGUCGGCGGCGCCUUCUUCGCCGCGCUCAUGAACGGCAUCACCUGGGUCCAGACUCGGUACACUACGUUCAACGCCGGCAAGACGGGCACGCUCACCUACCUCUACGGAGUCUCGGUACCGUAUUGGUUCGGCAUGGGAGGAUUUGUCGAAAUCGCGGCUUUCGCAUUUGUCUCUUCCAAGAUUAAGGCAAACGCCAGCGGGGCAUCGACAUAUCUGCAGGUCGCAAAGGUGCGGUUUGGCACUCUCGGCCAUCUCGCCUACAUGUUCGCCGCGCUAGUAGCCAACUUCGUGGUGGGUAGUGAGAUCCUGAUCGGUGGAUCCGGCGUCAUCGCGGGAAUGACGGGAAUAAACCAGUACGCCGCCGUAUGGCUGUUGCCGUUGGUCAUCGUCGCCUAUGUCUUGACGGGUGGUCUCCGUGCCACUUUCGUUGCCGACUACCUUCACUGCGUCAUCCUAUUUUCCUGCCUCAUCACACUCGUCCUGGCUACGUACACGCGAGGCGAUGCCAUCGGCUCCCCUGGCAAGUUAUACGACCUCCUGCUGGAGGCGUCCGAGCAGACAAGUCCAGCCGUCGGCAACGGACACGGCUCAUACCUCUGCUUCCGCAGCGAAGGUGGCAUGUACUAUGCUGUGACCGCCGCAACGUCCUUCUUCGGACUGUCAUUCUGUGACCAGGCCUAUUGGCAGCGGAGCAUUGCCUCCAGGCCGGCGGGCACCAGCAAAGCGUUCAUAUUCGCCGGCUGCUUCUUCUUCUCCGUUGCUCUCGGAAUCGGGUCCUCGAUGGGCUUAGCAGCGCGCGCUCUAGCAACGAAUCCGGCCUUCCCGGCUUAUCCCGACGGCCUCACUCUCGAACAGAUCGGCGCGGGGCUGGCUGGGCCGUUUGCGAGCGUGGCGAUCCUGGGAGAAGCCGGGCCGGCCAUGUAUACCAUUAUUGCCUUCAUGGCAACUACCUCAGCACUGUCCGCCCAACUGGUUGCGGUCUCGACAAUCUUCUCUUAUGACAUCUACCACGAAUAUGUCGUCAAGGAUGCGACAAACUCGCAGAUGAUGAAGUCCAACCAUGUCGUGGUCGUCAUCUGGGCCGUCUUCCUCGCCGGCAUCGACACCGCGUUCGUGCACAUCGGCCUGGACCUCAACUUCCUGUUCUACCUGAUGGCAGUGUGCACCUCGGGCGCCGUCUUCCCCAUCGGCCUUCUCAUGUGCUGGACCCGACUGAACAAGGCGGGCGCCGUCGCCGGGGUCACCGGAGGCCUGGUCAUGGGUAUGGUUGGCUGGCUGGUCGCCGCCGUCGAGACGCAGGGGAGCAUAACCACGACGACUCUGACCGACAGCAAAGUGAUCCUUGCUGGGUCUCUGUCGGCCUUGGGUGCCGGCGCCAUCCUGUCCAUCGGGCUGUCACUGAUUAGGCCGGCGUCGUUCGACUUCAAGCUCACCCGAGCGAUCGGCCACGGCACAACCAUGCUAGACAUGCCCGUCACCGCCGAGGCGACGACUUCGGAUGAGAAGGGACCUCAGAGCGGCGCCGAGGGUUCAGCGGCCCCGGUAUACGAGCCCGCCCUGGACCGCAUCCGAGAUGGGGGUGUGACCGGCGAGAGCGGAUCGCGGUAUGCCGAGGAAAUCAAGGAGCUCGAGGCAUCGCAAAGCCGGUUCCGCCUCAUCACCGCACUCUUCCUGCUCGUCAUCCUCGUCCUCAUCCCUGCUCCGCUCGCCGGAACUGCGGUCGUGUAUCCGAGGGGCCUCUUCGUCCUGCAGUGUGUUGCGGCAGCGGCAUUCGUGCUGGCCAGCCUGAUUCUCGUAACCGUUUGGCCGCUAUUCGAAUCGCGACACGAGCUCGGAGAAAUCCUCGGCCGCAUCGUCCGCAAUCAACGUCUGGACGUCGAGCAGCCGCGGAAUGAGUAG
Molecule: messenger RNA, 1944 nt
Organism: Geosmithia morbida
Lineage: Eukaryota; Fungi; Ascomycota; Sordariomycetes; Hypocreales; Bionectriaceae
Product: Sodium:solute symporter family
Exons: 17
Coding region: 1-1944 (647 amino acids)
Biological process (GO): urea transmembrane transport
Cellular component (GO): plasma membrane
Molecular function (GO): urea transmembrane transporter activity
Source: RefSeq, a predicted model, not a curated record